AUGCCACCAUCUAAUAUUCCACUUUUGCCAUCAAAUAUUAUUCAAGUUCAAUUUGUUGGUAUAUUUGGAUCAUGGAUUCAAUGUUAUUCGCCUUGUAAAAGAAAGUAUACAUGUAUUUUUAAAGGUGAAAGUGCUGAUACAACAAUGGCAAUGAUAUUACAAGAUACUGAAUGGAGUGGACAAUGGUAUAAGUUUGAUCAAAAAGUAUAUGUAAUGCUAUAUUUUCUGUCACUAUCAAAUUUUCAAAGAGUGCCUGAAAUAAAAAUAGAAUGGUAUACUGAAACAUUAACCGAUACUCACCAGAAUACAAUUUCUACUGGAUUUAUUACUAUUAAAUUUCAAGUUGAUACUAUUAGCUAUCAAGUUCAACGCUAA
Molecule: messenger RNA, 375 nt
Organism: Dentiscutata erythropus
Lineage: Eukaryota; Fungi; Glomeromycota; Glomeromycetes; Diversisporales; Gigasporaceae
Source: the annotation of a GenBank genome assembly